Oryctolagus cuniculus (rabbit) is the source of this 2427-nucleotide messenger RNA. RefSeq names its product PTEN induced kinase 1 (gene PINK1). Gene Ontology annotation, cellular component: mitochondrion. Gene Ontology annotation, molecular function: ATP binding; protein serine/threonine kinase activity. The record is from RefSeq and is a predicted model, not a curated record. Gene Ontology annotation, biological process: regulation of apoptotic process; positive regulation of mitochondrial fission; autophagy of mitochondrion. NCBI's taxonomy places the organism in Eukaryota, Metazoa, Chordata, Mammalia, Lagomorpha, Leporidae.
GGGUCCGGGACGCCCGUUUGGUGGGGCCGGGCCGCGGCGCCGCCAUGGCGCUGCGACAGGCGCUGGGCCGGGGCCUGCAGCUGGGCCGGGCGCUGCUCCUGCGCUUCACAGCCAAGCCUGGUCCGGCCUGCAGCUGGGGGCGCCCCGGCCCGGCGGCGGGCUGGGGCCGCGUAGAGCGCCCGGGCCGGGACGCGGUGCCUGGCGUGCAGCGGCGCGGGGGCGGCUUGGGGCUCCCCGACCGCUACCGCUUCUUCCGCCAGUCGGUGGCCGGGCUGGCGGCGCGGCUCCAGCGGCAGUUCGCGAUGCGGGCUCGGGGCGGCGCGGGCCCUCGCGGCCGGGCGGUCUUUCUGGCCUUCGGGCUGGGCCUGGGCCUCAUCGAGGAGAAGCAGGCGGAGAGCCGACGGGCCGCCGCGGCCUGCCGGGAGAUCCAGGCCAUCUUCACCCAGAGAAGCAGGCUGGAGGCCGACCCGCUGGCCGCCAGGCGCCGGCAGGGCUUCCAGCUGGAGGAGUACCUGAUCGGGCAGCCCAUCGGCAAGGGCUGCAGCGCCGCCGUCUACGAAGCCGCCAUGCCCGCCUUGCCUGUGCGCCUGGAGGUGGCACAGGGUGCCCGGCGCCCGGGGAGCGGCCCGGAUCCCGCGGCAGCAGGAGCCCAGGAGGCGCACGCUCCCGCCGCCCCUGCCUUUCCCUUGGCCAUCAAGAUGAUGUGGAACAUCUCGGCCGGCUCCUCCAGCGAGGCCAUCUUCAGGACCAUGAGCCAGGAGCUCGUCCCAGCCAGCCGAGUGGCCCUGGCCGGGGAGUACGGAGCGGUCACGCACAGAAAAUCCAAGGGACGUCCCAAGUGGCUGGCCCCUCACCCCAACAUCAUCCGGGUUUUCCGCGCCUUCACCUCGUCUGUGCCACUGCUGCCGGGGGCCCUGGUCGACUACCCUGACGUGCUGCCCCCACGCCUCCACCCUGAGGGCCUGGGCCACGGACGGACGCUGUUCCUCGUCAUGAAGAACUACCCCUGCACCCUGCGCCAGUACCUUCGCGUGAACACCCCGAGCCCCCGCCUGGCCACGGUGAUGACCCUGCAGUUGCUGGAGGGCGUGGCUCACCUGGUGCAGCAGGGCAUCGCACACAGAGACCUGAAGUCUGACAACAUCCUCGUGGAGCUGGACGCAGACGGCUGUCCCUGGCUGGUGAUCACCGACUUCGGCUGCUGUCUGGCUGACGAGCACGUCGGCCUGCAGCUGCCGUUCACCAGCUGGUACGUGGAUCGGGGUGGCAACGGCUGCCUGAUGGCUCCAGAGGUGUCCACGGCCUGUCCUGGCCCCAGGACGGUGAUUGACUACAGCAAGACCGACGCCUGGGCAGUGGGCGCGAUUGCCUACGAGAUCUUCGGGCUCGCCAACCCCUUUUACGGCCAGGGCAGGGCCCGCCUCGAGAGCCGCAGUUACCAGGAGGCCCAGCUGCCUGCCCUCCCUCCGUCAGUGCCCCCGGACGCCAGGCAGCUGGUGAAGUCCCUGCUCCAGCGAGAGCCGGCCAAGAGGCCGUCCGCCCGAGUUGCCGCCAACGUGCUGCACCUAAGCCUGUGGGGGGAGCAGAUUCUGGCGCUGAAGAACCUGCAGCUGGACCGGGUGGUGGGCUGGCUCCUCCAGCAGUCAGCCGCCGCCAUGCUGGCCGGGAGGAGCUGUGUGGAGACGAAGAUGAAGGUGCUCUUUCUGGCCAGCCUGGAGUGUGAGGCGCUCUGCCAAGCGGCCCUGCUGCUCCGCGCGUGGAGGGCGGCCCCGGGGCAGCUCUGCGCGUAGCUGGGGACGACCAGGGAGCCUGGCAGCAUCUGUGUGGUGCAGGUCUGUGCAUGCUGAGGGUGGGCUCCUGUGUGAGCGGGGAGGAGGUCGGAGAUGGAUGGCAGGGGGCUGGGCAGCCACUGGGGAGGCCACGUUCAGAGAGUGGCCUCACCCCAGCUGUGUGACUCGGAACGGGUACUGUGAGCCGUGUGCACCUUGGUUCUGGCUAACAAGACUAGACACUGCUCUAAACAAGGGUGUGGUCAGCUUUCCACAGAGACAGCUUUCCUCAUAGACAAAAGCAGCCAUGAACACACAGGGUGCAGCCAGGCUGCAGAGGGUCCACACCGAAGGCAGCAGCUGUCCUGGCCAGUGCGGCUGUGACACUGGCCUCACCCACACAGGCCACCUGGGCGGAGGCGCACACUUGCAUGAGGCAGUGUAUUCGGUGGGAGGCCUGCAGGGGCUGGGGGUCGGGUGGACCACGCACGCAGUCUGUGUCAACAGCCCGGUGUGUUGGAGAGCGCAUCGCUCCUCCUGCUACCACAUGAAUCCUGCGCAGCGGCAGGGAGAAACGCCGUGGGAGUUAGCUCUGGUGUUCUAGGCGUGCUGGUGCCCUACUGUGCAACAUUAAAUGCAGUUACAACUGCAGAAACGA